Molecule: messenger RNA, 996 nt
Organism: Pezoporus occidentalis (night parrot)
Lineage: Eukaryota; Metazoa; Chordata; Aves; Psittaciformes; Psittacidae
Product: acrosin-like
Exons: 5
Coding region: 1-996 (331 amino acids)
Biological process (GO): proteolysis; acrosome reaction
Molecular function (GO): serine-type endopeptidase activity
Source: RefSeq, a predicted model, not a curated record
AUGGGGGGUCCCUGUUCGGGUACCAAUUUCGGAGGCGUGGAUGCGCAGCAGGGCGCCUGGCCGUGGAUGGUCAGCAUCCAGGUCCCCACGGCCAAUGGCUCUUUGCACAUCUGCGGGGGGUCCCUCAUCACCCCCCACUGGGUCCUCACGGCCGCUCACUGCUUCGUCGGGCAAAACUUCACCACGGAUUGGUUUGUGAUGGUCGGAAUCACGGACCUGGCUCGGGCCAAUUCCGAGACCCAGAAGCGUUGGAUCCGGCAGGUCGUGGUCCAUGAAUAUUACACCGGCAUCUCCGGCGGCUUCGACAUCGCCUUGCUGGAGCUGGACCAGCCGGUGCAGUGCGGCUACCACGUGCAGCUCGCCUGCCUGCCCGAUGCGACGCUCAGGCUAUCCCAGCUCUCCGAGUGCUUCGUCAGCGGAUGGGGCGCGAGGGAGGCCAGAACGGGGGCAUCGUCCCCAUCAGCCCUGCAGGAGGCCAAGGUCCCCCUCAUCGAUGUCAAGCUCUGCAAUAGCAGCCAAUGGUACCGAGGGGCCAUCAAGAGACACAACCUCUGCGCUGGGUACCCGCAGGGUGGCAUCGACACCUGCCAGGGUGACAGCGGCGGUCCCCUCAUGUGCCGGGACAAGCGCGCCAACUUCUACUGGGUUGUGGGGCUGACGAGCUGGGGCCGCGGCUGCGCCAGGGCCAAGAAACCGGGGGUCUACACCUCGACGCAGCACUUCCACGACUGGAUCCUCUACCAGCUGAGGACGUUCCGCUCCGCGGCAGCCUCCGCGACGCCCCCGACAUGGAGCCACCAGCACGUCUCCCAUACCCCCGUCCAGGAGACGAUGCCGGCGCCCACGGCCUCCAGCACCAGUGGCUUCUGCUACUUCCCAGUCCGGGUGCUGUUGGAAUUCAUCACUCGGGUGCAGGAGUUGCUGCAGGCUCUAAGGGGGAGAAGUCUUGAGGAGCGGCAUCGCUUGCACGUGGCUCGAGCUUCAUUCAUCUGCUAG